Molecule: messenger RNA, 3236 nt
Organism: Juglans microcarpa x Juglans regia
Lineage: Eukaryota; Viridiplantae; Streptophyta; Magnoliopsida; Fagales; Juglandaceae
Product: extra-large guanine nucleotide-binding protein 3-like
Exons: 8
Coding region: 210-2819 (869 amino acids)
Biological process (GO): adenylate cyclase-modulating G protein-coupled receptor signaling pathway
Cellular component (GO): heterotrimeric G-protein complex
Molecular function (GO): G-protein beta/gamma-subunit complex binding; GTPase activity; guanyl nucleotide binding
Source: RefSeq, a predicted model, not a curated record
AUCUGACGGGAUCCCACCACUCACACAAGAAGAAUCUUUUCCGUCAGUCUGUUAGUCUGUCACCUCCGUUUUCUUUUCCGUCAACAACUCUCUGCCGCCGUCUCUCUCUUCCAGAAAGAAGACCUUUUCUAUCGAUUUACUUGCACCACUUUCUGUCUUUCUUGCUAACACUAUCCCGACGUUUCUCGGGAACCAAACACGUCAACAAGAUGGCGUCUGAGCCACCGGCAGCGGAGGAAGAGAAAGCUUGGGAGGAGGCUCUGAGAAAGAUGCUACCCGUAGGUGCGCCAUUGCCCGACGAAGAGCACCUCGAUUACUCCAUCGCAAUCGAGUACCAAGGCCCUCAGAUUCCCUAUGAGGUUCCCAAGGUUGAUCCCCUGGACCUCGAUUCCGUUCCGGUUCGCACUCCUUCGCUAGCUUCGGUUUCGGACCUGUCCUCUGUCCCCGUCGCCAUGCCGAUCAUUCCGAAGGCCACGAGGUUCAAUCGGUUCAGAAAUGGAGGUCUUGGCAGCGGAGUGAUGAACACUCCUGUGGAGAGCCCAAGUUCCUCUUCGGCUUUGAGAACUCAAUUCGAUAUGCAGGGUACCGGAGACUCGGAGUUCGGAAACGGAAUUGGAGAGCCGUUCUCGGAUUCCCAGCGAAAACCUGAUGUAAUUGACGGAAAGCGGGCUCCGGUGGUGACCUUCAAUACGCCGAGGGAUUCGGAUAACGAAGAGGACGAGUCGGACACGUACUCGAGCGCCGCAGAAUUCUCGGUCGGGUCGCCGAUUUCAGGGGCCAGGAACGGCCAGAAGUCAUGGAAGAAGCGAGGAGUGUGUAGUAGGUGCGGGAGAGGGAACAGGUUGAAGGAGAAGGAGGCUUGUAUAGUGUGCGAGGCGAGGUACUGUAGCAACUGUGUGCUGAAGGCGAUGGGGUCGAUGCCGGAGGGGAGGAAAUGCGUUAGCUGCAUUGGGCAGCCAAUCGACGAGGCCAGGCGGUCCGUUUUGGGGAAGAGUUCUAGGAUCUUGGCAAAGGUUUGUAGUCCCCUGGAGGUGAAGCAGAUAAUGAAGGCGGAGAAGGAGUGCGCGGCGAACCAACUGAGGCCGGAGCAGCUGGUUGUCAACGGGAAGCAGUUAAGGCAGGAGGAGUUGGCGGAGGUUCUGGGGUGUCCCAUCCCGCCGCAGAAGUUGAAGCCCGGGCGUUAUUGGUACGAUAAGGAUUCUGGGCUUUGGGGAAAGGAGGGAGAGAAGCCCGAUAGAAUGAUCAGUUCGAAAUUGAAUGUUGGGGGUAAGCUUCGUCAGAAUGCGAGUAAUGGGAACACAGAAGUUUACAUAAAUGGUCGUGAGAUCACGAAAACAGAGCUCAGAGUGUUGAAGCUGGCCAAGGUACAGUGUCCCAGGGAUACUCAUUUUUGGGUGUAUGACGAUGGAUCUUAUGAGGAAGAAGGUCAAAAUAACAUAAAAGGAAAUAUAUGGGGAAAGGCAUCCACUCGUUUCAUUUGUUCGUUACUUUCGUUGCCUGUUCCACCUUGUAAUCCACAUGGGGCAAAAGAAGACCCAACUAUUUUUUCGGGUAGGUCUGUGCCUGAGUAUUUGGAGCAGGGAAGGGUCCAGAAACUUCUGUUAUUUGGGUUGGAAGGAUCUGGAACGAGCACCAUCUUCAAGCAGGCCAGGUUUUUGUAUGGGAAAAAUUUCACUCCAGAAGAGCUGCAGAAUAUCAAGCUUAUGAUUCAAAGCAAUUUGUACAAGUAUCUUAGUGUACUACUUGAGGGAAGAGAGCAGUUUGAAGAGGAAUCAUUGAUGGAGACAACUACUGUUUUGGAUGCCGAAGAGUCUGCCCCAGGUGAAACAGGAGUUGAUGAAAGCAAGCAAUGCAUCUAUUCAAUCAACCAAAGGUUCAAGCAUUUUUCUGACUGGUUACUGGAUAUCGUGGCUACGGGAGACUUGGAUGCUUUCUUCCCUGCUGCUACACGUGAAUAUGCUCCAAUUGUAGAUGAAGUUUGGAGGGAUCCUGCCAUUCAGGAAACAUACAAGAGAAGAGAGGAACUGCAUUGCCUUCCUGAUGUUGCAAAAUAUUUCUUGGAUCGGGCUAUAGAGAUAUCAAGCAAUGAGUAUGAACCUCCAGACAGGGACAUUUUAUAUGCAGAGGGAGUCACUCAUAGCAAUGGUCUUGCCUUCAUGGAAUUCUCAUUUGAUGAUAGAAGCCCCAUGUCUGAGAUAUACAAUGAGAACUUUGAAUGCCCACCUCCCUUGACCAAAUACCAAUUAAUUCGCAUAAAUUCCAAGGGACUGCAUGAGGGUUGCAAAUGGCUGGAAAUGUUUGAAGAUGUGAGGGCAGUGAUAUUUUGUGUUGCGUUGAGUGACUAUGAUCAGAUGUAUGCCCAUGGUACUGGUCCACUUCGAAAUAAAAUGCUAGCGAGUAGAGAUUUGUUUGAGAGUUUGGUGAGACACCCUUGUUUCAAAGACACCCCUUUCGUGCUCCUGCUGAACAAAUAUGAUGCCUUUGAAGACAAGAUAAGCCAGGUUCCUCUAUCUGCUUGUGAGUGGUUUAGGGACUUCAGCCCUUUAAAGGCACAUCACAAUAACCAGUCCCUGGCACAACAAGCAUACUACUAUGUUGCAGUCAAAUUCAAGGAGCUAUAUUCUUCCAUAAGCAGACAAAAGUUAUUCGUGGGGCAGACACGAGCUCGGGAGCGUACAUCAAUCGAUGAGGCAUUCAAGUACAUAAGGGAGGUCCUCAAAUGGGAUGAAGAAAAGGAUGAAAAUAUGUAUGGAAUUGGCGUGGAUGAUUCUUUCUACAGUACAGAAAUGAGUUGGUCUCCAUAUAUUAGGCAGGAAUGAAACUCUGUUCUGUCUAGCAGCGGCAUGUUGGCAUUUUGAAAUGAAGGAUUGAACAUAUCUACUUGCCAUUUCCAAUUCUUUCUUUGCUCUGAAAAUUUGGUGGAUAUUUUGUUCUUACCAUGGCAUGACUGAGCAAAGGAAGUGAAGUCAGUUUGGCCGUGAAGGUGCUAUCUUAAACUGGCAAGUUCGGGAUUGUUGAACAAUAUAACAAUAAGUUGAGUCUGAUUCAGGAGAUUGCAAUUUAUUUACAGCAUAAUUUUCUUGCAUGUAUAGUUUAUCUUGUUUAAUACUACUACGGAGUUUUCCCGAGUAAAUUUGUUAGGUUUGCUGUAAAUGGUGAGUCAAUUCCCUUCUGUAAUAGCACCUUCAUGGUGGGGCUCACCAACUCAAUAGAUUUCCAUGAUCUGCUUGGCAUCC